UGGGAAUGUAACCACACAAGAGGAGAGGGAUUUUUGUUGUUGCUGUUGCAGAGCGCACUUUCACAAUGAUGUGCAAAGGGAAGCAGCUGGCUCCGGUCGCCGUGUCUUAUUAUAUUUUGGUUUCAUUGCUUGCAUCUAUCUCUGAUGGGAAUCCUAUUCGUCGCAACAGUACAGUCAGCGGUACUAGUGAGGGAGAUAUUAGUAGUAAAAUAAUAACAAUAAAAACUAAUGAUGCGACAGUAAACGUAACUGCUAGCAACCGCAGCACUGGAAAGAAGACUAACGAGACUGUAAGUAACACAACUGACAUUGCAAAGCCAACGAUUCAGUCUGCAGACACCAAAACUGAUAACAAGAUUAGUAUCAGCUACAACACUGAGGAUUUGGAGGAGCCCAUCACUAAAGACGUUAUCAGGAGGGUGUGGUACAAGCGACAGGGGGAAUCCGACGAACAACCGACUGGUGCUGAAUGUCCACCCCUGGGCCUGGAAUCUCUGCGUGUGGACGACACUCGGUUACGCGCUUCCAGUACAGAGCGGUUUGGACUGGGCGCGCACAGAGGGAGGCUCAAUAUUCAGUCUGGAAUUGAGGACGGGGAUAUCUAUGAUGGGGCCUGGUGUGCUGGACACAAAGACACAAACCAGUGGCUGGAGGUGGACGCCAGAAGACCCACCAAGUUCACAGCGGUCAUCCUACAGGGGAGGAGCUCCAUCUGGAGUUGGGAUUGGGUGACGUCCUACAAAGUCCAGCUCAGCAAUGACACCUACAACUGGACGCCAAGCAUGAACGGCACUGAGGAAGCUAUUUUUGAAGGCAACACUGACACUGAGACCCCCGUACUGGGCACCCUGCCCGUGCCCGUGGUUGCCCGUUACCUCCGCAUCAACCCCCAGACCUGGUAUGAGAACGGGACCAUCUGCCUUCGCGCCGAGAUCAUGGGCUGCCCGCUGCCAGAUCCAAAUAAUAUCUACACCUUGGAGACGGAUCAGGGCUCCACUGAUAAGCUGGAUUUCCAGCACCACAACUACAAGGAAAUGAGAAAGUUUAUGAAGGCCGUGAAUGAGGAGUGUCCCAACAUAACUCGCAUUUACAGCAUUGGGAAGAGUCACCAGGGGCUUAAAAUGUAUGUCAUGGAGAUCUCGGACAACCCUGGGAAACACGAAUUAG
Messenger RNA from Acipenser ruthenus (sterlet), 1167 nucleotides. RefSeq names its product inactive carboxypeptidase-like protein X2. NCBI's taxonomy places the organism in Eukaryota, Metazoa, Chordata, Actinopteri, Acipenseriformes, Acipenseridae. The record is from RefSeq and is a predicted model, not a curated record. Gene Ontology annotation, biological process: proteolysis. Gene Ontology annotation, molecular function: zinc ion binding; metallocarboxypeptidase activity.